Amblyraja radiata (thorny skate) is the source of this 1930-nucleotide messenger RNA. It is a transcript of the gene rassf7b, whose product is annotated as Ras association domain family member 7b. The coding region runs from base 464 to 1723 and encodes 419 amino acids. The record is from RefSeq and is a predicted model, not a curated record. Gene Ontology annotation, biological process: signal transduction. The transcript is spliced from 6 exons. NCBI's taxonomy places the organism in Eukaryota, Metazoa, Chordata, Chondrichthyes, Rajiformes, Rajidae.
UAACUGUAUUGUCGAGCGUGGAGUUGGGUGUUCACUGAUGCUGCUGGGUUGAGCUACACUAUGGGGAAUGCACAGACUCCUCACACUGCCCAGGUCUGGAAUGCAAAGCAGUCCUGGAAUGUGACCGGUAUUCUCCAGUUCCUGCCUCAUCUCUCCACCAUCGCUGACUCUGCUUCACCCUCCCCUCCCCGGCCCACGGCCUCUCCCUGCCCUCCAGCUGUAACCAGCAGGUUUGGUCAGACUCUGUAUGAUGCUGGAGCCCUCACUGUGUGUGUGUGUGUGUGUGUGUGUGCUGAUGUGUUGGGCCCAACACUGCCGUUAGACAUUCCAUCCGAACAGGCACAGGGCUUCUGCCCUUCACACUUGCUACUGCCAGGAUGCUAUUCGGCCCAUCGAUACGCUGCUAGCUCUCCGAUCACCCCUUAUCUCCCUGGCCCACCGUGCCAGUGGACCCCGGCCCCUGAUGCCAGUCUGGAGAAGGAUGGAACUACGGGUGUGGGUGGAAGGUGUGCAGAGGGUGGUCUGCGGCGUUACCCCAGAGACCAGCUGCCAGCAAGUGGUGAUCGCACUAGCACAGGCCAGCGGUCAGACAGGCCGCUAUGUGCUGGUGCAGAGUCUACGAGACACUGAGCACCAGCUGUUGCCCAUGGAGUGCCCGAUGCAGCUGUUGGCCAAGAGCGGGCAGUACGCCAACGAUGUCCACUUCAUGCUGCGCCGCACGGGCUCCGCUCAGUCCGAACGGUCAGCGCCGGACCCCAGCGGCCGGACCCAGACCCCCACCCUCGCCCACACCGCCUUCCCCCUGCACAGACCCGCCCAGCCCCCGAAACGGCGGGAGCCGAAGAAAUCGCUGUCCUUCACUGGCGGGGCGCUGGAGAUCUCCCUGCGGGACAAGUGCAGGGCUAAGAAGGCGGGCGGGGAGGAGGGGGCAGCGGGCAACCCCCAGCCCAGCAAGGACGAGCUCUUCAGGAUGAUCCUGAGGCAGCAGCAGAGGCUGCGGGAGCUGGCGGAGCGGCGGGAAAGCUGUGACUCGGAGACGGGAGCGCGGCAGUCAGAGGUGGAGGAGCAGGCAGCGAGGAGGAGCAAGGAGGAGCAGGAGGUGGAGCAGGAAGAGGAGAAGGACGAGGAGGAGGUGUGGGAGCGGGAGCUGAGGACGGAGCAGGAGCGGGAAGGGGAGCUGCAGCAGCAGCUGAGCCAGCUGCGGAGGAAGCUGCAGGACAGCGCGCAGCGGCUGCAGGGACUGGGCAGCAGAGAGCAGCUGCUGCAACAGGAGAUCGGGCGGGAGGGCGAGAGAACCCGCAGGGCACAGCGCGCUGGGCACCACGGCACUGGGGUCCGUCUGCAGGCUGAGAUCGAGACCAAAAUCCAGCAGAACCUCCAGAUCCAGAACUCGAUGGUGGAGGUGGAGAGGUCCCUGCAGGAAACUGAGCGCCGACUCCAGGCCAAGACGCAGGAGCUGGAGGAGUUGAACAAGGAGCUGCGACAAUGCAACUUGCAACAGUUCAUCCAGCAGACCGGGAACACUGGAGCAGAACGGCCCCGGAGCGAGGAAGAGCCGCUCUCAGAUGACCCACAGGGCCCGCAGCCCGGCAGCCCCGCAGGAUCGGACACCUCGCCACGCCCGACCGCCAUGCACUUCCUGGGAAACCCGCGAAACCUGCAGAACCCGCUGGUGUCGAGACUGAAUCCGGGAGAGUUCCCUCAUUGGAUAGUAGGUAGCUGACAAAAGAGGCAAAGAGGUGUUGAAGCUGUAAUCCCAAUUCAGUUUGAUAAUGUUUUAAAAUCAGAUCACCCUAGGCUGGCUGGUGCACUGGGAGUGAAUGCUCAUUUGGCCAUCUCAGGAAUGUGAUGUGUGGAAGGCCGUGACUAUCUCAAAUUGUUCUGACAUUAUGUAAUUUAUGUUGAAAAUAAAUAAAGAUUGGAAACUGCU